This is a messenger RNA of Linnemannia hyalina, 1545 nucleotides long. The record is from the annotation of a GenBank genome assembly. Lineage: Eukaryota; Fungi; Mortierellomycota; Mortierellomycetes; Mortierellales; Mortierellaceae.
AUGGAGGCCACACCAACAACAACGAUAGCAACCACAACAGCAACAUCAACUUCAUCACCACCGUACGACGCUGGUGGUGCACUCGACAUCCCUCCUUCGACCACCGCCUCGACUAUCGAAGUUAGCAUCCAUGGUUUUGACUCCAACGAAAAGUCCAUUGGAUGCAUCUUGGAAGCACUGGACAACACGAUCGUCGCCACCGCCUUGCCCCAAAUCUCCUCCGACUUCAACGCCCAAUCUCAGAUGGCAUGGAUCGCAACCGCAUACCUUCUCGCAUACACCGCCUUCCAAUCCCUCUACGGUCGCUUCUCCGAUAUCUUUGGCCUCAAGACCAUGUACCUCGGUGCCAGCGUCAUCUUUCUCAUCGGAUCCAUCGGCUGUGGUGCCGCUUCGUCUAUGAUCAUGCUAAUUAUUUUCAGAGCCGUCCAGGGAAUCGGUGGAGCAGGAUUGUUGUCGAUCAUGAUGAUCAUGGUUUCGGUCAUGUUUGACGACAUCAAUGAGCGCGCCCGAUACCAGACUCUGGGAUGGUGUUUCUACAUGAACAUCCCCAUCGGCGUCUUUGCCGUGCUCCUCGUCUUCAAGUUCUAUCAGAUCCCCUUUGAGCGCACCGAGACCUUGCAGAAGAAGCUGAGAAGAGUCGACUACUUCGGAGUGUUGAUCACCAUCGGUGCUGUCUUGUGUCUACUUCUGCCACUGAACUGGGGUGGUACCGCCUACGCCUGGAACUCUGCCGUCAUCAUUUCGCUCUUCUUCGUCAUGGGCGUCUUGAUCAUCGUCCUCGUCUUUGCCGAACAGCGUGCUGCAGAGCCCAUCAUCCCUAUGUACCUCUUCCUCAAUCGUGAAGUCGCCCUCCUCGUCACCGUCAACUUCCUCACCGGACUCAUCUUUAACGGCUGUGGCUUCUACAUACCCCUCUACUUCCAAGUCGUCCAAGGCACAUCCGUCACCGACUCGGGUCUCCGUCUCAUGCCUGCUGUCCUUGGCGCCGUCUUCUCAACCGGCUCAUCCGGCUUCCUUCUCGCCAAAGUCAAAGACUACCGCCGUUUCAUCACCCUUGGCGCUGCAACCCUCACCCUCUCCGUCGGUCUCUUUAUCAUGUUUGAUGAGAAUACCUCUCUCGCAAAGCAACUCAUCUUUGUCCUCAUCAUGGGACUUGGUCAGGGAUUCAUCUACCAGAACUGUGUCCUCGCCUGUCAGGAUUGCACCGAAGCCAAGGACAUGGCCGUCGCUACUGGAUUCGUCGUCUUUAUCAACAAUAUCGGAAACGCCGUCGGUGUCGCCGUCUGUGCCUCUGUCAUCAACAACUCGCUUACCACCACUCUUGCAAAACUCCCAGAGUCCAGUCAAGCUGUGUUCCGCGAGUUGAACGUGAUUGAGAACAUCAAUGUGAUCUUCACGUUGCCUGAAGCGUUGAAGGCGGAGGUUGUGCAUGCGUAUGCGUUGUCGUUCAGGACGCUGUUUACUAUACUGACGCCGAUGAUCGGACUUGGGUUCGUGUUGUCGCUUUUUGUUAGACGCAGAGGAUCCCUUGCCAGGAAGGAGUAA